Molecule: messenger RNA, 2169 nt
Organism: Vigna umbellata (rice bean)
Lineage: Eukaryota; Viridiplantae; Streptophyta; Magnoliopsida; Fabales; Fabaceae
Source: RefSeq, a predicted model, not a curated record
UUGAGUUUGCAGUGGAUGGAGCUCGAUGUUUGCAUGAAUGGUGCUUGCAAGAAUGGCUAUGCGAGAGAGUGGAAGAAAGGGUGGCCUCUGCGAUCGGGUGGAUUCGCUAGGCUCUGCGAUAAGUGCGGAUCUGCAUAUGCCAAUUCAAUUUUCUGUGAAAAAUUCCACCUGCAUCAAACUGGUUGGAGAGAGUGCAACUUUUGCAACAAGUCUAUCCACUGUGGAUGCAUAAUAUCAAGGUUUUCUUUUGAGUACCUCGAUUUUGGAGGUAUAGGUUGCUCAACCUGUUUGAGGGCUUCUCCAUUUCCUUUGAUACAGGAGACUGGAAACUCUAUUAGGUCUAUUAGAUCAGUAAAAAAUCAUGCUAGUGAUCGUCAUACAGAACAUAUUGAUGAUAGGCUAUUCCUUGAUGGUUCUAGCAAACGAAAACCUAUGCACAUGCGUAGAAUUGUGGAUGGUAGAGAAUCCAGCCGUUGGCCUCAAGUUAAGAGAGAUGACAUACAUUCCUGUAUUGAUCUAAGCAGAGAAGAAAUGAGAUUUUCAAAUGUGAUGAAACCGUCUAAUCAUUCAUUAAAGUUUACUGCAUUAGAAAAUAACAGACCAACAUGGGAGAAUAGAAGUAUGCACAGAUCAAGUUCAUUGAAUAUUUCUCUGGGAGCCUCAUCAGGAAACCCUGUGCUACCUUCUGCUUCAGCGGUUGCAGCAGAAGGGAGAUUUGAUGGUAAAACAUCAUCUUCUUCCUUUCAUCAAGGGCAAAGAUCUCUCUCCAUUAUGCCUAAACCAUUGAUGAAUGCAAUAAACAUAAAUAUGGAAUCAAGCAAUGGAAUGAUUUCUCAAGAGCGUGUUGCACGGCCACCUACUGAUGGGAAAGGCAAGAAUAUGUUACUUUCUCGAUACUGGCCAAGGAUUACAGACCAAGAGCUUCAGCAAUUAUCCGGAGAUUUGAAGUCUACUAUAGUGCCUUUAUUUGAGAAGGUACUGAGUGCCAGUGAUGCAGGUCGAAUUGGUCGUCUUGUUCUGCCAAAAUCAUGCGCUGAGGCUUACUUUCCUCCUAUUUCACAAUCAGAAGGUCUUCCUUUGCAUAUGAAAGAUGUGAAGGGAAAUGAGUGGACAUUUCAGUUUAGAUUUUGGCCUAAUAACAACAGUAGGAUGUAUGUAUUAGAGGGAGUAACCCCAUGCAUACAGGCCUUGCAAUUAAAUGCUGGCGACAUUGUGAUAUUUAGUCGAAUAGAUCCUGGAGGCAAAUUUGUUUUGGGUUUUAGAAGGGCAUCAGAUUCUACAGAUACACAGGUUGAUGCUUCUGCCGCUCAUUCCAAUGUUUUAUCGACAAAGGAAACAACCAUUUCUGGUGCAACUGCUGGAAAUAGUUAUCAUGAUCUUCUCCAGGCAAGGAAAGGGAAUGGUGAUCCUUACUUAAAUAAAUGUUCAGAGCAUUUCCGUUUGGGUACUGCUGGCAUUGCUGAGCCUCUUCGAACUGAAAAUUCUGAGAUUGUAAACAAAGAUUUGGUGCAACUACCAAUUUCAGUUUCAGAGAAGACUCAAAAUAUUGGACCUAUGUGCAAGAGGUUGCUCAUACACAACGAAGAUGCCAAGGAGUUGAGAGUUACAUGGGAAGAAGCUCAGGACUUUCUUUGUCCAGCGCCUAGUAUUAAGUCCAAUAUUGUAACAAUUGAGGACCAAGAAUUUGAGGAAUAUGAGGAACCCCCGGUCUUUGGGAAGAGAACUACAAUAAAUGCUCGUUCAUCUGGGUCUUUGAGCUUUGCAUCAGAGGAAAUGAGUCCAAAGGAAUUAGAUAAUAUUCCAGUUAUCAGAAAAGGAGUUUUGGAAGAUGAUGUUGCUGACCGUGGUGAUUCAUCAGCUGGAGCCACCACCAAAUAUCCAAGGCACCGUUCAGGAUGCACUUGCAUUGUGUGCAUUCAAGCCUCAAGUGGAAAAGGGAGACAUAGCCCUCCCUGCAUCACCGUGGAACGCCGUUUGGACACCCUUCUGACGCGUAAGAAGCAACGCCUUGGUACCCAGAAAGAUGAAGAUGAAGGAGAUGGUGCAUGUCUCUCUGAGAAAGAGGGAAACAUAAACAAAGGUUGUCUUAAGAAGGGUGAACUCAGUGCAGGACAGAUAGACCUGAAUUGUCGUCCCAAUCUCGAUGAAGACAUGCAAGUGGAUAUAUGA